Messenger RNA from Rhodamnia argentea, 1086 nucleotides. RefSeq names its product photosystem I chlorophyll a/b-binding protein 3-1, chloroplastic. Gene Ontology annotation, biological process: response to light stimulus; photosynthesis, light harvesting in photosystem I. Gene Ontology annotation, cellular component: chloroplast thylakoid membrane; plastoglobule. The record is from RefSeq and is a predicted model, not a curated record. NCBI's taxonomy places the organism in Eukaryota, Viridiplantae, Streptophyta, Magnoliopsida, Myrtales, Myrtaceae. The transcript has 3 exons. Bases 122 to 940 code for a protein of 272 amino acids.
CUGUUGGCCUGCGAAUGACUUAGCCAUAUUCUCUUCUUUGAUAUCUCUCUCUUAUUCUCUUCCCCAUCUCUUUGCUUGAACUUCAUUAGUUUUGCCGAAGGAGAACUAGGGAAGGAAGCAGAUGGCAGCGGCACAAGCUCUCGUAUCGUCGUCGCUUACCUCCUCCGUCGAGUCGGCGAGGCAUCUGCUGGGGUCGAGGCCCGUCGCUUCCCCGAGGAAGGCCUCGUUCGUCGUUAGAGCCGCUUCGACUCCACCAGUCAAGCAAGGAGCGGAUAGGCAAUUGUGGUUUGCAUCCAAGCAAAGCCUUACAUACUUGGACGGAAGCCUCCCUGGUGACUAUGGUUUCGACCCGUUGGGUCUCUCAGACCCUGAGGGCACCGGAGGGUUCAUCGAGCCCCGGUGGCUAGCCUAUGGAGAGAUAUUCAAUGGGCGUUGCGCCAUGGUGGGUGCUAUUGGAGCGAUUGCACCCGAGAUUCUAGGAAAGGCAGGGUUGAUCCCACCAGAAACCGCCCUCCCCUGGUUCAAGACCGGUGUGAUCCCGCCGGCUGGGACGUACGACUACUGGGCCGACCCCUACACGCUCUUCGUGUUUGAGUUGGCUCUCGUGGGCUUCGCCGAGCACAGGAGGUUCCAAGACUGGUACAACCCGGGCUCAAUGGGCAAACAAUACUUCCUAGGGCUCGAGAAGGGCUUGGGCGGUUCAGGAGACCCAGCAUAUCCCGGUGGGCCGUUCUUCAACCCUCUAGGGCUUGGCAAAGACGAGAAGUCAAUGAAGGAUUUUAAGCUGAAGGAGGUGAAGAAUGGGAGGUUGGCAAUGUUGGCCAUGUUGGGCUACUUCAUCCAAGCCCCUGUGACCGGUGUUGGCCCUUUCCAAAACCUCCUGGACCACCUGGCUGACCCAGUCAACAACAACAUUUUGACCAACCUCAAGUUCCAUUAGGGUCUUUAAGUACUUCUCUUCCCUGUCACCACCGCCCCCUUGUGAUAUUGUAAUGACGUGAAAAAACGUUGAGGGAUUAAUGUGGAAACGUGUGACAUGUAAAGACCUGAAAACUGCACUUCUAAAUGGUACUUACCGCCUUGACA